Messenger RNA from Haplochromis burtoni (Burton's mouthbrooder), 94 nucleotides. Its product is annotated as LIM zinc-binding domain-containing Nebulette-like. Gene Ontology annotation, cellular component: focal adhesion. The record is from RefSeq and is a predicted model, not a curated record. NCBI's taxonomy places the organism in Eukaryota, Metazoa, Chordata, Actinopteri, Cichliformes, Cichlidae. Gene Ontology annotation, molecular function: actin filament binding.
ACUGGCACAAAGGAUGUUUCCACUGCGAAGUUUGCAAGAUGACGCUGAACAUGAAGAACUACAAAGGCUAUGAUAAGAAACCCUACUGCAACGC